GCCUCAAAAAUACAUCAUCCUCAAUUAUCCAAUCAAUAAAAUGGAUGCUAAAACAAUCAAAGAGAAGGCUGAGGUAGAGAUCUGGCAGUAUGUAUUCGGCUUCACACCAAUGGCCGUAGUGAAGUGCGCAAUCGAGCUCGAAAUCGCCGACGCCGUCGAGAGCCACGGCGGCGCCGUGUCUCUGCCCGACCUCGCCUCCGCCGUCGCCUGCUCGUCCUCCGCCCUCGGCCGCAUCAUGCGGUACUUGACCCACCGCGGCUUCUUCGAGCUCAACGAAUCCACAAAUCAAUACUCCAACACCCCCCUCUCUCUCCUCCUUUUGAAAAACGGAGCGAAAAGCAUCGCUCCGUUUCUGCUGAUGGAGGCCAGCCCCGCGAUGCUGGCCCCGUGGCACAGGCUGCGCACGCACGUGUCCUUGGAUGGAGGUUCGGCUUUCAAGGCCGUGCACAGGGAGGAUAUCUGGGAGUUCGGGUCCCAGAAUCUGGCCCAGAGCAAGAUUUUCAACGAUGGGAUGGCGAGCCACGCUAGGCGGGCUGUGUCCGAGAUCGUGGAGGGGUAUGGCGAGGUGUUUGAAGGGAUCGGUUCGUUGGUGGACGUUGGCGGAGGCGACGGCACGACCCUCCGUUGUAUUGUGGAGGCGUGCCCGUGGAUCCGUGGGAUCAACUUCGAUCUCCCCCACGUUGUCUCUGCGGCUAAACAGGGACAAGGUGUGGAGCAUGUAGCUGGGGAUAUGUUCAAACAUGUCCCUAGGGCUGAUGCUGUUUUCAUCAUGUGGGUGCUGCAUGACUGGAGCGACGACGAGUGUGUGCAAAUACUGACGAAAUGCCGGGAAGCGGUUCCAAAGGAGACGGGGAAGGUGAUAAUCGCGGAGGCGGUGAUCGUGGAGGGAGAAGAAGACAAGUACAGCGACGUUAAGCUGGCGCUGGACAUGGUGAUGAUGGCCCACACUGAGAAAGGGAAGGAGAGGACUGUUGAAGAGUGGGAUUGUGUGAUCAAAGGGGCUGGUUUCAGUAGCUACACUGUCAAACAUAUUGGCUCCAUUUUCUCUAUUAUUGUGGCUUGUCCUUGAUUUCCUAUUUGUUUUGUACAAUAAUGCAUUUUGAACUUCUAUGCUUGGUUUAUUGGUUUGUGUGAGGAGAUGUAUGAGAUGAUCAAAUACAGUUUAAAAUGCAAUUUAGUUGGUAUUGGGUUUGUUCUAUAA
This is a messenger RNA of Salvia splendens (bonfire salvia), 1201 nucleotides long. RefSeq names its product acetylserotonin O-methyltransferase. Gene Ontology annotation, molecular function: protein dimerization activity; O-methyltransferase activity. The transcript has 2 exons. Bases 41 to 1069 code for a protein of 342 amino acids. The record is from RefSeq and is a predicted model, not a curated record. NCBI's taxonomy places the organism in Eukaryota, Viridiplantae, Streptophyta, Magnoliopsida, Lamiales, Lamiaceae.